GCGCUUUGAUGACGUCUGUCUAAUGGCCGCUCUCACUGUGUAGUGCAGGGUUUAUGCAUUUUUCCGGUCGAGAAAAACAAGAACCCCAGACAGGUCGCGCAUUGUUUGAACACAGUCACCCCAAGGAGAGAGACCGGGCGACUCCCUACACUGAGACCCUGUCUCCUGAGACUCUGUGGUUUGAAAGAGUUCUUGCUGAUGGAUACGCCUGAGAGCCCCACCCAGUCCCCACAAUCUCCUGAGGAGGAGGAGGAAAAGGGUCUCUCCGACAACGAGCUGCUGGAGUCGCCCGAGUCCCCAGCAGAAGUAGAUAAGGGAGUGUCAGACAGUGAGCUUUUGAAUGAUGAUGAGAAUGAAGUACAGGAGGGUGGAGGAGACUCAGAUUUUGAGGAUGGAGACAGGGUAGCAGCUGGACGAGAAGAUCCUGAGGACGUAUCAGACCUGGAAGACUACAAGAUGGACCGGGAGGAGAGAGAAGACGUCCACCAACAAGACCUCGGUUUGACGGUCCGAGGAAGCAGACAGGAUGCUAGCCAGUCUCCUGAGGAGGAAAUCCUUGAGACGCCGAGAUCACCUGAUCCUGACUCGCCAGGGCCAGAACACAAGCGACCUUUCACCCCAGCAGAAGAGGAGCGAGACAAGGAGGAUGAGGCAACCACCAAGUCUGGCCUCGGCCGUGCUGAGCUUGAGGAAGAGGAUGAUGAGGAAGAAGAGAGGAGGAGGCGGAGGAGGGCGGCAAUGGUAGUAAAUGAUUUGAAGGACGAAUCUUCUGUGUCCAGAGAUCUGGACGAACAUGAGUUGGAUUAUGACGAGGAGGUUCCAGAAGAGCCGAGUGCUGCUGCUCCUGAGGAGGACGAGGGAGAGAAGGGUCCCGCCGGGGAGGAUGGAGAAGAUGAUGAAGAGGAGGAGAGAAGACGGAAGAAAAAGGAAAGAAAACCAAUUUUGCCCCCAGAUAACGACACACCGCUAAGAAAAUCUGCGGACUCGAGGGAGGGAGGCAGGAGAGAUUCGUUCCGUGAUAAAAAGAAAGAGGAAGAUGAUGGAGAGAUUGAUGAGGGAGAGAUAGAUGAUGAUGAUCUUGAGGAGGGGGAGGUGAAGGACCCCAUGGACAGGAAGAUCAGACCCCGACCCAUCUGCAGGUUUUUUAUGAAAGGCAACUGCACCUGGGGCAUGAUCUGUAGGUUCAUCCAUCCAGGAGUCAAUGAUAAAGGCAACUACUCUCUCAUCUCCAAGCCAGAUCCCUUCUCUCCUAACGGAGCACCUCCUGGAGGAGGUGGACCUCACCCCCUCAUGCCCGCUAACCCCUGGGGAGCCCCUGCCGUAGAAGAGUUGCCUCCUCCUCCACCUCCUCUAGAUCCUCCAGUAGAGAGCGCCUGGGAAAGAGGCCUUAGACAUGCCAAAGAGGUGUUGAAGAAAGCCACCAUCCGUAAAGAGCAGGAACCAGACUUUGAGGAAAAACGUUUCACCGUAACCAUAGGUGAAGAUGACCGUGACUUUGACAAAGAAAAUGACUUCUUCAGGGAACGCGGCUAUCGUAUCACCAGAGAAAUCAGAGAUGCUGGUGAUAUUGAGCUCAGAGAUCCAGGUUAUGGUGAUCCAUAUGGUGACCCAUACUAUGAUUAUGAGAUGGAAGCUUUUUGGCGAGGAGGCCAGUAUGAGAAUUUCCGUGUGCAGUACACUGAGACCCCACUGCCAUACUAUCCUGUGAGAGCGGGAACGAGAUCCACACGAGCGCCACCGCGAAAGGGAACGGGAGCGUGAGAGAGACCACCGUGAGCGGGAGCGCAGACAGAGAGAGCGAGAAAGGGAGAGAGAGCGGGAAC
Sinocyclocheilus grahami is the source of this 1823-nucleotide messenger RNA. Its product is annotated as zinc finger CCCH domain-containing protein 18-like. Gene Ontology annotation, cellular component: precatalytic spliceosome. Bases 199 to 1761 code for a protein of 520 amino acids. Lineage: Eukaryota; Metazoa; Chordata; Actinopteri; Cypriniformes; Cyprinidae. The record is from RefSeq and is a predicted model, not a curated record. The transcript is spliced from 9 exons. Gene Ontology annotation, molecular function: RNA binding; metal ion binding.